This is a messenger RNA of Gorilla gorilla gorilla (western lowland gorilla), 2728 nucleotides long. RefSeq names its product methionyl aminopeptidase 2 (gene METAP2). Bases 853 to 2289 code for a protein of 478 amino acids. The transcript has 11 exons. Gene Ontology annotation, cellular component: cytoplasm. Gene Ontology annotation, biological process: proteolysis. The record is from RefSeq and is a predicted model, not a curated record. NCBI's taxonomy places the organism in Eukaryota, Metazoa, Chordata, Mammalia, Primates, Hominidae. Gene Ontology annotation, molecular function: metalloaminopeptidase activity.
CCACAAACUAAAUCUCAAACUGCGGUUUGAACAUGAGGCUCAAAACAUAAGUAAAGAAAUGGGCAAAAUUCAAUUAGUUUCUGGUGAAACGUCCUAAAUCCAAAAGAAAGGUGACCAGAAAUAGAGAAAACGGAGUGUGAUCUUUUGCAUUAAUGAGAGAGACCGUGUCCCCGUGUGUUAGAACCUGUCAUUCUUGUCCUGAAUUGGAAAGUGAGCGGAGUGUGACGGGUUCCCAUCUUGAACCGUCCGGGGUUGAGUAGUACAAGAAACUAACACGGAACUCCAGCUUCCAAAAUUCUCUCCAGUGCCUACAGAGCCUCGCGGAGAGCUGUGAUUGUGAAUGUCAACGCAGAUUUGAUUAAAUCUCUUAGAUUUAAGAGAUAAUGUGGAGUCAUGACAAUAGAAAUGUGUACAAGUGAACACAUUUCUUAGCCCGUUUCCCCACAGCCUGUGUGAUUUAUAAAAACGCAAAUAUAAAAUAUUUCCGUUCCAGCAGAGACGCCGCUUGCUACGGCCGGUUGCCCCUCUCCACAGGUAUCUCCGGCUGACGCUAGAGCUCAACUUCCCCUUUAAACUUCACCCUGCGCUUGCCGAUUUGCUUCGGGAAUGCCCGAGGCACCGAACGAAGCAGUCGGGUCUGGCCCCAGUCGACUCUCGCCAGGCGGGGCUCCAAGUCGUCCGGCACGCCCGGCCCGAAGCUAGCCCGACACCCUCAGCUGAGUCCUCCGCCGUCCCAGCAUUCCCUGCGUCCCUACCAUCAAGAGCAGCUUCCGGCGUGGCUGGUGUAGGCGGGUGGAGAAAGAUCGGGGCCCUCGCGGCUCUGUCUCAUUCCCUCGCGCUCUCUCGGGCAACAUGGCGGGUGUGGAGGAGGUAGCGGCCUCCGGGAGCCACCUGAAUGGCGACCUGGAUCCAGACGACAGGGAAGAAGGAGCUGCCUCUACGGCUGAGGAAGCAGCCAAGAAAAAAAGACGAAAGAAGAAGAAGAGCAAAGGGCCUUCUGCAGCAGGGGAACAGGAACCUGAUAAAGAAUCAGGAGCCUCAGUGGAUGAAGUAGCAAGACAGUUGGAAAGAUCAGCAUUGGAAGAUAAAGAAAGAGAUGAAGAUGAUGAAGAUGGAGAUGGCGAUGGAGAUGGAGCAGCUGGAAAGAAGAAGAAAAAGAAGAAGAAGAAGAGAGGACCAAAAGUUCAAACAGACCCUCCCUCAGUUCCAAUAUGUGACCUGUAUCCUAAUGGUGUAUUUCCCAAAGGACAAGAAUGCGAAUACCCACCCACACAAGAUGGGCGAACAGCUGCUUGGAGAACUACAAGUGAAGAAAAGAAAGCAUUAGAUCAGGCAAGUGAAGAGAUUUGGAAUGAUUUUCGAGAAGCUGCAGAAGCACAUCGACAAGUUAGAAAAUACGUAAUGAGCUGGAUCAAGCCUGGGAUGACAAUGAUAGAAAUCUGUGAAAAGUUGGAAGACUGUUCACGCAAGUUAAUAAAAGAGAAUGGAUUAAAUGCAGGCCUGGCAUUUCCUACUGGAUGUUCUCUCAAUAAUUGUGCUGCCCAUUAUACUCCCAAUGCCGGUGACACAACAGUAUUACAGUAUGAUGACAUCUGUAAAAUAGACUUUGGAACACAUAUAAGUGGUAGGAUUAUUGACUGUGCUUUUACUGUCACUUUUAAUCCCAAAUAUGAUACAUUAUUAAAAGCUGUAAAAGAUGCUACUAACACUGGAAUAAAGUGUGCUGGAAUUGAUGUUCGUCUGUGUGAUGUUGGUGAGGCCAUCCAAGAAGUUAUGGAGUCCUAUGAAGUUGAAAUAGAUGGGAAGACAUAUCAAGUGAAACCAAUCCGUAAUCUAAAUGGACAUUCAAUUGGGCAAUAUAGAAUACAUGCUGGAAAAACAGUGCCGAUUGUGAAAGGAGGGGAGGCAACAAGAAUGGAGGAAGGAGAAGUAUAUGCAAUUGAAACCUUUGGUAGUACAGGAAAAGGUGUUGUUCAUGAUGAUAUGGAAUGUUCACAUUACAUGAAAAAUUUUGAUGUUGGACAUGUGCCAAUAAGGCUUCCGAGAACAAAACACUUGUUAAAUGUCAUCAAUGAAAACUUUGGCACUCUUGCCUUCUGCCGCAGAUGGCUGGAUCGCUUGGGAGAAAGUAAAUACUUGAUGGCUCUGAAGAAUCUGUGUGACUUGGGCAUUGUAGAUCCAUAUCCACCAUUAUGUGACAUUAAAGGAUCAUAUACAGCACAAUUUGAACAUACCAUCCUGUUGCGUCCAACAUGUAAAGAAGUUGUCAGCAGAGGAGAUGACUAUUAAACUUAGUCCAAAGCCACCUCAACACCUUUAUUUUCUAAGCUUUGUUGGAAAACAUUAUACCAGAAUUAAUUUGCCACAUGUUGUCUGUUUUAACAGUGGACCCAUGUAAUACUUUUAUCCAUGUUUAAAAAAGAAGGAAUUUGGACAAAGGCAAACCAUCUAAUGUAAUUAACCAACGAAAAAGCUUUCAGGACUUUUAAAUGCUAACUGUUUUUCCCCUUCCUGUCUAGGAAAAUGCUGUAAAGCUCAAAUUAGUUAGGAAUGACUUAUACGUUUUGUUUUGAAUACCUAAGAGAUACUUUUUGGAUAUUUAUAUUGCCAUAUUCUUACUUGAAUGCUUUGAAUGACUACAUCCAGUUCUGCACCUAUACCCUCUGGUGUUGCUUUUUAACCUUCCUGGAAUCCAUUUUCUAAAAAAUAAAGACAUUUUCAGAUCUGA